This is a messenger RNA of Paralichthys olivaceus (Japanese flounder), 1163 nucleotides long. The record is from RefSeq and is a predicted model, not a curated record. Lineage: Eukaryota; Metazoa; Chordata; Actinopteri; Pleuronectiformes; Paralichthyidae.
GGAGUGCCUUUGAGGUGAAGCAGCACUCGUUCUUCACAGAGCUGGACUGGAACAGCCUGCUGAGGCAGAAAGCCGAGUUCAUCCCUCAGCUGGAGUCUGAGGACGACACCAGUUACUUCGACACACGCUCUGAUCGGUACCACCACGUGGAUUCAGAGGAGGAAGACGACACCAAUGACGACGAACACGUGGAGAUUCGACAGUUCUCCUCUUGCUCUCCUCGCUUCAGCAAGGUUUACAGCAGCAUGGAGCGUCUGUCUCUGCACGAGGAGAAGAGGACUCCACCUCCCACCAAACGCAGCCUCAGUGAGGAAGGAGGAGAUCGGAUCGACAGCCUGAGUGGACUGAAAUCCAGAGAUCGAUCGUGGCUGGUGGGAUCUCCAGAGAUCCUGCGGAAGCGUUUGUCUGUCUCAGAGUCGUCGCACACGGAGAGCGACUCCAGCCCUCCUCUGACAGUCCGGCGGCGCUGCUGCUCGGCCAUCAUCGAGAUGCCGCGCUUUGCCAUUUCCUCUGAGGAGGAAGGACAAGGUGCAGCUGGAAGCCGGAAGAGUCCCAGCCUGAGUGCGUUGAGGGGCCCCCGGAGCGAUGAGCUGCCCCUCGCCAUCCCAGAGCUCCCAGUGGAGAGAGAGCUGAAGCUGGACGAGUCUCCCACCACCUCGAGCUCCGCCUCCAGUCAGCUGAGCAAGGCCACGCUCACACCGGGCAGCUCCGGCGAUGUGUGUGAACGUGGUAACGGCGGUAACGGCCGAGCAGCUAGAGCAGACAGCGACUCUCCAUCGACUCCUAAAGCCAUCAGUGACCUGGCUGCUCGCAGGGCUCGUCAUCGCCUGCUGUCCGGAGACGCGGACAAACACACGACCACUCAGAGCUCCAGGCCGCUCAACAAGGUCAUCAAGUCGGCCUCCGCCACCACGCUGUCGCUCAUGAUCCCUGCAGACCACCACGGAGCGUCCCCGCUGGCCAGCCCCAUGUCCCCCCACUCACUGUCGUCCAAUCCGUCGUCCCGAGACUCCUCGCCGAGCCGGGAUCUGUCCCCGGCCGUGACCAAUGUCAAACCCGCCAUCGUGAUCCACAGAGCUGGAAAGAAGUACGGCUUCACCCUGAGAGCGAUCCGGGUCUACAUGGGAGACUCUGACAUCUACACCGUGCAUCACAUGGUCUGG